Molecule: messenger RNA, 5021 nt
Organism: Pelmatolapia mariae (spotted tilapia)
Lineage: Eukaryota; Metazoa; Chordata; Actinopteri; Cichliformes; Cichlidae
Gene: acox3
Product: acyl-CoA oxidase 3, pristanoyl
Exons: 19
Coding region: 371-2449 (692 amino acids)
Biological process (GO): fatty acid beta-oxidation using acyl-CoA oxidase; lipid homeostasis
Cellular component (GO): peroxisome
Molecular function (GO): pristanoyl-CoA oxidase activity; FAD binding; fatty acid binding
Source: RefSeq, a predicted model, not a curated record
AGGCUUAUUCAAGUGAAGACUUUACUUUUAUAAUGUUGGGCAAACCUGCAGUCAGCUGAGACCGAAGGAGUUACCUGGAUGCGUGAAACGUUUCUCCCAAUGAAAACGUCCUGAUGACCAGAAUCAACCUUCAGGAUUUCCUUUAGUCAGUUCUCUAGUUUUGCACACCUGCCAGUCCAGAACAGGUGACGCUGAGCACAACGCCGUGGAACUUCUUCGCGUGGAUUAGCGGGUCCAGACACUGUUAGCUUUGAACUUUGGUCUGCAUUUGGCAGCUGAUAAGGUUACAAACAAUGUAUAAAGGUCAGGCUGGUCUUUGGUCGUCGGUGAUGUUCUUGAGCCGUAAAAAAAGUGCACAGUGCCUUAAGACAUGACGAACCAUAACGUGGCUGACCUCCCCAGCGGCCCACUCGAUGUCUACAGGAACAAAGCCUCCUUCAACUGGAAGGACAUGGUCCGCUUUAUAGAUGGAGAAGAUGUAUAUCAAUUCAAGCAACAUGUGUUCAAGACACUGGAGAACGACCCUCUGUUUGCCCGUCAGCCUGGUGAAGAUGUCCCCAUAGAGAAAAAGAGAGAGUUGAACUUUCUGAGAAUGAAGCAGCUGCUUCGGUACAACUUUGUCACCAAGGAAGAGGCGAUGGCCAAUCCCUGGAAAGCGGUGUACCUCGAAGACUGUCUGGGCAUGUAUGACUGGGCCUUGGUUGCUAAGCUCUUCCUCAGCAUAGGGAUGUUUGGAGCAACUGUUGCCAACUCAGGGUCAAGCAGACAUAAGAAAUUUGUUGAAAACAUUGAAGACAUGAAGAUCUUUGGAUGCUUUGCUUUGACUGAGUUGAGCCAUGGCAGUAACACCAGAGCCAUGAGGACCACGGCCAAGUAUGACCCCUCUACUCAGGAGUUUGUGAUCAACUCUCCGGACUUUGAGGCUGCAAAGUUCUGGGUGGGGAACCUGGGAAAGACUGCUACCCAUGCUGUGGUGUACGCUCAGCUCUACACACCUGAUCAGGUGUGCCACGGACUGCACUCUUUUGUUGUCCCGGUGAGAGAUCCCAAGACCCUGCUGGCUUUGCCUGGUGUGCUGGUCGGAGACAUGGGGAAGAAGCUGGGUCAGAAUGCACUGGAUAAUGGGUUUGCGAUGUUCCACAAUGUGAGAAUCCCACGCGAGAACCUGCUGAAUAAGACCGGAGAUCUGACUCCUGAUGGUCGCUACGUGACACCAUUUAAGGACCCUAAAAAGCGUUUUGGGGCAUCUCUUGGUGCCUUAUCAGGGGGCAGAGUGUAUAUCACCAGGAUGGCUCUUAACAACCUGAAGUUAGCUUUGACAGUGGCUAUCCGCUUCUCAGCUGCCAGGAGACAGUUUGGACCCAAAGACACAGAGGAAAUUCCUGUUUUAGAGUACCAGUUACAGCAAUGGCGUCUGAUUCCGUACUUGGCGGCAGCAUAUGCUCUUGAAAACUUCACCAAAUCCACCACUAUGAACUUUCUUGAGUUUCAGAUUGGACAGAUGUUGAAAGACAAAAGUGACACAGCAGAGAUGGGCAGAGAGAUCCAUGCAAUUGGUUGCUCCAGCAAACCACUGGGAUCAUGGACUGCUCAAAGAGGCAUCCAGGAGUGCCGGGAGGCCUGUGGUGGACACGGAUACUUGGCCAUGAAUCGGCUGGGUGAUCUGCGUGAUGACAAUGACCCAAACUGCACAUAUGAAGGAGACAACAACGUACUGCUGCAACAGACCAGCAGCUAUUUGCUCUCCUGGCUCCAUGCAAAACAGCGUGACGGUGUGCGGAUUGAGUCUCCCUUUCACACCGUGGAUUUUCUGGAGGAGUCUCAGGAGAUCCUCAAAAGCAGGUUCACUGCACUCACAGUGGACGACUGUGUGGAUUCUGCAGUGCCUUUGGCAGCCUAUAAGUGGCUUGUGUGUUUCCUGCUGGAGGAGAGUCAGAAGAAGCUGGAACAAGAGCGAGCGUUGGGCAACGAUGACUUUGAAGCCCGUAACAACUGCCAAGUUUACUACUGCAGGUCACUGGCCAUGGCCUACAUUGAGCACACCUGCCUGCAGAGGUUUCAUGAGCUGACCACUAAUCGGGACACACCAGCUGGUCUCAAACCAGUAUUAAGGAAACUUUGUGCCCUGUAUGGGCUGUGGAGCCUCAGCAGCCACAUGGCAACACUGUACCAGGGUAAUUACUGGAGUGGACGUAAGCCUACUGAGCUGGUCCAGAUGGCAAUCCUCACUCUCUGCUCCCAGCUAAAGGAUGAUGCAGUAGCCUUAGUGGACGUCCUGGCACCCACUGAUUUCAUCCUCAACUCACCUAUUGGCUGCGCUGAUGGACAGAUUUACAACCACCUGUGGUCCACAAUAAUGCAGGGCAGCAAAGUGCUGGAACGUCCAUCCUGGUGGAAGGAGUUCUGCUCAGACAAACCUGUGCUUGGAUCUCUGCGUCCAAAACUCUAAAACCCAGUCGUGCUCUGCAAAGGAUCUCUGCAUGUCUGUCCAGUGCCUGAAGUUUAUGUAAAACUUAAAAUUUGCUUGGGCUCAAAUUCCAACAAUGUUAGGAAAUGUUGAACAAGUCCAUACAAAACUUUACAAACUGUGACACUCGAGAUUUCAACAAACUUUCAUGAAUCCUCUGCUUCAUACACCCACAUUUUCAUUAUCAUUUAGUUGCACAUGAGUGCUUAAACUUUAAGAAAACUGUGUGCUACUCAACAGUAAUUAAAAUUAGUUGCAGCCCUAAGACAUCGACAUGCUUCAGCAUUUCUGGUAACAUCAUUGGUGGUUAAUAGCUGGUAUAUUUUAAUAGUUUUACCAUCUCUGCGUCCAGUUUUUCUAACUUCACACCAGAAAUGUCGAUAUGCUUUUUUUUUUCAUCACAUUUGUAGAUCAACACAUACUUGUGUACAUGUAUCACUAUAACUAGAUAUAGAAAGAUGCAUUACACAGCACAUGUGUAUAUAUCAUCAAAUAAAAUGUGGCGUAUCUUCUGUACAAAAACAUUCCUUUCCACCCUUUGCUCAUAUACAUUUUACCCAGUAAGAAGCUUUUAUUUUUUUACAUGUCACACAUGUUAUAGCUGGUGAAAUAAAUGCGUUGUAAUAUUAAACAAAGAUAACCAAGUAAAUAGAAAAUACAGUUUUUAAAAGACAAUUUAAUUAAGAGAAAAAAAACCCUGAAGCCUGAUUGGUUGUGUCACUUUAUAACAUGAGUUUUGCUCUCUAACAAAGAGCAGAAUUUUGGGCCAUCAGUUCAUGCCCUGAGGCUCAGGCGCACUCUGGCUAUUCAACAGGACUAUGAUCCGUAACACGCCUUCAAGUCCACCUCUAAACGACCGGAAAAACGAUUUUGGCCUAAAGAAGAGCAAAUACUUUAAUAGCACUGUGUUUAAAAAAAGCUGUUUCUGUGCUGUGAUGAGCUCUGAAACCUGACUGAAACUCUUCAAAUAAGCCAUUCCUCUGCAGAUGAUCUGUUAGCUGUUUGACAACUACUCUUUCAAGGAUGUUUGAUAUGAAAGGAAGGUUGGAGAUUGGCCUAUAAUUAGCUAAGACAGCUGGGUCUAGAGAUGCUUUUUGAGUAAAGGUUUAACUACAGCCAGCUUGAAGGCCUGUGAUACACAGCUGAUUAUUAGAGAUAGGUUGAUCAGAUUUAAGAUUGAAGAAUUAAUUAAUGGCAGAACUUCUUUGAGCAGUUUUGUAGGAAUGGGGUCUAAAAGACAUGUUGAUGGUUUGGAGGAAUUAUUGAAGUUAACUCAGAAAGAUCAAUUGGAGAAAAAGAGUCUAAAUGAAUAUCAAUGGUACUAAAGGUAGCUGUAGAUGACCAUUUCACAGAUGUAACAUUGAGUAAUUUUUUUUUAAUGGUUCAAAUUUGAUUUGUUUGUUGCUGAGUAGCUAUGGCAGUUAAUCUUUGGGUGUUAAAUGUCAUGGCUUUGUCCUUGGCUGUUGGUAAGUAAGGGAUUCUUAGGUUCUCUAUGCUUCCAUCACAAAUAGAUGCUCUGAGAUACGAACCCCUUUCACUGAUAGCUUCUACUAGCUACCAGCUAUAUCAACUGCUUUAAUAGUAGUUAAAGCUAAAAUUAAGCAUUAGAUACCCGUUUUUAUCUCCAGCUCUUUUCUUUCCUUUUUUUGCUUUAGCUUCUUUUUCCUGUAAAAUUUGCUUUUAUUUUAAGGCUCAUGAUUUGGCUAACAGUGUCGCUUUCUCCGACUCUGCCUUUAAACGACCAGAUGAUACACAAUGAGACUACACUGUAGCCAUUUUAAAACCAUGCUUUGAUCAUAGCAAUAUAUGUGAGAUUCACCUUUUCAUUUCUUUAUUCCGCUUCAUUAAUGCUAUUCUCAGUAAUGAUUAGCCAUCUCGUCCAAGUCCAUUCUGCAAAGUCCUGAAAAGAAGCAUCCUUGAAACUUGGGUUCAAGCAGGGUUGUUUGAUCUUUGUUCAUUUUUUCUUUAGAAAUCUGUUGAAGAAUCCCUUUAACACUGUACACAGAACUCUCCAACCUGCUGAACUCAUCCAUUGGUUUGUUUUAUCUUGAAUGUCAUAACCCCGGAACAAGGUGACAUAGGAUUUUAAAAUUCAUACCAAAGGUGCAGUUUCUAAAAUUCUUGGAUAAGUUCACAUCUCAGUGAUCUUGAAGCCAAGAUCAAGGUCAGAGAUCAAGUGUCCUGAAAAUCUAGAUAACUGAAUGUGAAUGUGACAACUCACGAAAGCUCACCGAGGAUUUUCACAUUUAUUCUGCACGAGCAUCUACAGGAGGGGUAGCAGCAGUCGCCAAAAUUUUUACUCUGAUCUAACUUAACAUCAUUUUUAUUUUUUUAUGUUCUUUAUUUUUAACCAAUGUUAUUUGGAUAAAAACAUUUAUAGUAUAAGGCUAUCACUACAUCCCCAUGUUCUUUGUGUCAGCUGAAACACUGCCGAAGUUUUUAUACUGUGGAAAAACUCUGCAAUGCUCACGGCUGGAAAAGUCAAGCUAAAGCACCUCACUGCAUAGCAGAGGUUUGUUCUAUGGCUCAAUUAAAUAAAAGCUCAGUUUUUGAA